GAGGCCUCAGCACGUGUGUGGGAGGAGGGAGCUGCUCAGCGAUGGGGAAGCGUCCGGAAGGGAAAAGCAAAAAUGUCGGUCGCAGAGAUUCAGACGGCAGGAAGGAGCAGCGGGAUAGAUCCGGGAAGAGGAACAGAAGGAUGGGUGAACUGAAGAAAAAUGACUUGAAGCCUAAAAAUAUUGAUGAACAGGAAAUUCCAUACAAAGUCCGUGAGAUAAUGAGGUCUCAGGAGAAAAUGAAGAAGCAGCUGAAUAAGCAGAAGAGAAAGACUGAAAAGCCAAAAAGAAAACCUACAUCAACAGCUAAAGAUCUCCAUGGAGACAUACCAGUUCCAAAGUUUAAGAGGCACAAACGAGAAUCCGAGAGAGCCUAUAUUCAGCGCAUGGAGGAGGAAACUCAACAUGUGAUGUUUAUGACCAAAAAUCAACUGGCUCGUUGUCCUGAAUUAGAGACCGAGAAGGAAGAACAGACAAGCGGUGUGAAGUCAAAGUCUGAGAAAAAGAAAGAGUUUGGCAAGAAACGGUUGGCAAAGUUUAUUAAAAAGAGAACUGAAAAAAAAGUGAUGAAAUUGGAGAAAGAAAUGUUUACAGAUACUGUGAGAUUUGGAGAAGUGGCCAUGCAGCCCCCUACCCUCACAGCUAAACCCAGGAAAAGCCAAACCAAUCAUCAGCCUGGCCAGAGACAGUUACUUCUGAAGUCUCUGAUUCAGCAAAACGAGUGUUCUUCAGAUCAGAAAGUGGAAGGUACCCAAUACAGUAAACUGCCCACCAUGUCAAUGGCUCGCCAGAGGAUGAUGUUAGAGGAGAGGGAGAGGAUCAUUAAAGCUUACAGAACACUGAAGAAGCAGAAACAGCAAAUUCUGUCCCAGAAUAAAGAUAGCAUGGAAAAGCUGAAAAACCCAAAAUAGUCAAUCUCGGGAUGGACCUAUUUGAUGCACUGAUUCAGGGGCUUGCUGGAACUGACGAGGACAGAAUGUUCUUGAACUGUUGCUUAAUAAUUGCUUUUCUUGAAAACUGUUAAUAUGUACAGUAAAAGGUCUAAACUAUGGUCAACCUACUAAUGAAGAGAUCCAUUUUUGGAACCAAACAUUUAUAAGCGGAAUUUUAAACAUGCCUGCCCGCUGUAGGUAACUAUGGAAAUGUACAACUGCAAUUGAGACCCUGCCAGUCUGUCUUAAAUGAUAACUAUUCCGAUAUACUGGUAUACUUGAUGUGUCCCUGAGCUAACUGUUGUGGAGUGGUUUUGAAUUAUCUUCCUGUGCCCUUGUUUUUAUUUUAUUGGAUCUGUUUAUUUUAGUCUGAUGAGGUUUGACCAUUUGAAGGGAUCAGGGCAUUGCUGUCAAUUUUUAGUUAUAAGGAUGCUUUUUUUUUUAAAAAAUCCUUUUUAUAUUAAAAAGACACAAGUUUUGAAAAA
Molecule: messenger RNA, 1414 nt
Organism: Hemiscyllium ocellatum (epaulette shark)
Lineage: Eukaryota; Metazoa; Chordata; Chondrichthyes; Orectolobiformes; Hemiscylliidae
Gene: ccdc137
Product: coiled-coil domain containing 137
Exons: 6
Coding region: 42-908 (288 amino acids)
Source: RefSeq, a predicted model, not a curated record